CUCUCGUCGCAAAGUGCGCAAUUACUGACAAGACACUUUUUUAAAAAGUUCAUAGCUCUAAAACAUUGAGUGUUGCGCGUAUAGAAAUUUCCGCAUUAGCUUAACUAUCAUUCGAAGCUCAUACAAUCAUGGCGCCAGGUAACCAAAGCUCUGCAUUCUCCAAGCUCAAGCAAGUAUACUAAUAUAUCUUUCCAGCAGUUCAAUUCGAGCUCUCUGAGCCUCCUAGCGAUGCGGUAUCUUCUCUUCAAUUCUCGCCUUAUACCCCGACCAAAUUACUCGCAUCAUCUUGGGAUAAAAAGGUCUAUCUAUAUAACACAGAAAGUGUUUCCGAAGGGGGGAAGCUCAUUAGAACUUAUGAGCAUCGCGCGCCGGUUUUAGAUGUUUGUUUUGGAAGUGAUGAGAAUGAAGCGUUUACAGCUGGAAUGGAUUGGCAGGUGAAACGGUGCGUUUGCCCAAUUGUGUACAUUCAAUUGGGACUGACAUGCUAAUGUGUCACAGGAUUAAUUUGGAAAGCGGGGAACAGAUAGUGCUGAGUACGCAUGAGGCGCCGGUGAAGUCAGUGGUUUAUAGUAAAGAGCAUUGUAAGUUCCAAAAUUGUCGCUGGCGUCAAUUGUUACAGAGUAUUAAUCUCAUCCAGCUCUUCUCAUCUCCGCGUCCUGGGAUCAAACCCUCCACAUCCAUAACCUUUCCGAUCCCUCGCAGCCACCAACGACAAUUCCCCUCCCAUCCAAACCGCACUCCCUUUCUGUCACUCCCACAAAACUAGUAGUCGCCAUGUCAUCCCGCCUUCUAUACAUCUAUUCCCUCCCCUGCUCCACCGACCCCUCCCAAAAACCCUGGCAACAACGCGAAUCCUCCCUUAAAUUCAUGACCCGCGCUGUAGCUUGCAUGCCUAACGACGACGGAUACGCCUCUUCCUCUAUCGAAGGCCGUGUCGCAGUGGAAUGGUUUGAUCCCUCACCCGAUUCUCAAGCCCGCAAAUACGCUUUCAAAUGUCAUCGUCAACCAGAUGCAGCUGGCGAUGGCACUGAUAUUGUAUAUCCAGUCAAUGCGCUAGCAUUCCACCCCACUCAUGGUACAUUUGCAUCUGGAGGCGGUGAUGGAGUGGUUGCACUGUGGGACGCCGUGGCGAAAAGGAGAAUUAGACAGUACCAAAAAUACCCAGCAAGUGUUGCUGCUCUCUCAUUCUCAAGUGAUGGGAAAUAUUUAGCCGUGGGCGUAUGUCCAGGAUUCGAGAAUGGACAAGAAGAUUACAGUGGAGAAGGGUUAACUAAAGUGUAUAUAAGGGAGCUUGGCGAGAACGAGGCGAAGGGGAAGGGUGCAAAAUGAUUUAUUGAUUACAUGAUGAAAUCGCCGGUGCAGAAACGAUAUUGUAGUGUACAUAUCUGCCCAAUUUGUCCAAUUAGCAAGGCGUUUUUGGUACAGAAAAUGGAUGAAAUCUCCUUAUGAUGAAAACUAGUCUAGAGCACAAUCUUGCCUAGGUAGGUAGGGAAAGGUGAUAAAAGGUAGAGUUAUUCAAAGUACGGCCAUCAAUGGUAAAUGAGUCCCUCAAUGUCGGGGAAUAUUGUAAACGGGAUACUCAUUUACUAUGAAUAUCAGCUCUUCGACUCUUUGAUUAUUGCUACUGAAUGUCCCUC
Sclerotinia trifoliorum is the source of this 1637-nucleotide messenger RNA. The record is from the annotation of a GenBank genome assembly. NCBI's taxonomy places the organism in Eukaryota, Fungi, Ascomycota, Leotiomycetes, Helotiales, Sclerotiniaceae.